CCAAGGGGUCCGAGUGUAGACACGAAGUCGCAGGAUUGUGAGGACUGCUUUAGUCCACUGAAGCUCUAUUCACAUGUUCAGCCACAGUCAGGUGUUACACUCUGAGGAAGAGAUAUGAAGGACUCGCAGCUCACAGCCGUCAAAAUGCGUCUAUGGCCGAAAGAGAAAACGAGCAAAAAAUCCAAAGAUGACUCUCCGAAGACGCAAAAACCAGCCAAGCCCCUGGCUUCUGCUGCCACGUGUGCCACCCCGCAGCUGACUGACGCAGAGAGGAGAGCGCAGUCUCCGUUUGAGAGGAUCGUCUAUGACAUGACCCACAACGAGAAGAUCGUCAAUGACCUCGUGCUCGGUCGAAGGAUCGGCUUUUACGAGCUGCGUGGAGAAAUCGGGCAAGGCAACUUCUCUACAGUCAGGCUGGGCAUCCAUGCCUUGACGAAAGAGAGAGUAGCUGUUAAAAUCAUGGACAAGCUGCAUCUGGAUAAGAAGAAACAGCCUCUGACUUCCUCAGAGAUCAGCUGCAUGGAGAAGCUGUGCCACCCCAACAUAGUGCGCCUUUAUGAGGUGAUGGAGACGAGCCGGAAGCUGUAUCUGGUCAUGGAGUACGGCAGCGGUGGAGACUUGUUCUCUCGAAUCACCACGAGGGGGAAGCUUAACGACCUGGAAGCCAAGCUGGUCUUCGCACAAAUCAUCUCUGCUGUUAAGCACAUGCACGACUGCAACAUCAUCCACCGAGACCUGAAACCGGAGAAUAUCUUCUACACCACCAGCUUUUGCAUCAAAGUUGGGGAUUUUGGCUUCAGCACAGAGAGCAGCCCUGCUGAGCUUCUCACCACCUUCUGUGGCUCUCCGCCCUACGCUGCUCCUGAACUUUUUAAGGAAAAGGGAUACUCUGGACGUUACUCAGACAUUUGGGCUUUAGGUAUUCUCUUGUACUUCAUGACAACAGCAACUUUACCCUUUUAUGGGGAAAAUCUGGGCAGGCUGAAGCGCUGCAUCCUCCAGGGGGCUUACCGUAUCCCCUCUUAUGUGCCAGAUCCGUGCCAGCUGGUCAUCAAAGGCAUGCUGCGGAUUGUGCCUGUUGAUCGCUCCUCUUUAACGCAGAUUUCAGACAGUGCUUGGCUGAAGGGGAUUGAGUUCCCUCGUCCCUAUACGCCGUUGCCACUGUCUCCUGCUCACUUUGCACAGACAAAUCAGACUCUGUGCGUGGAAGAGCAAGAGGUAAAGAGUUUGCUGUCGGAUCUCGGGGUCGUGGCGCUUCAUUUCCAGAAUAACCCCUGCUUGGACUGCAGGAAUCCACUGACAGGGGCCUAUCGGAUCCUCCUCCAUCGAGUCCAGAAGAGGAGGUUGGUCGAGGCUGUGGGUUACUCUGUGCUCCAACCAGAUGAGUACGAGAGUCCGAGCAAGUGGUCUGCAGCAUCAGUUGACAAACAUAAUCCUUCCACUGUAUGUGCAAUACUAUAACGACAAAGAGCUGCACCGGACUCCUUCAUUUGUGGCACCAAAGCGACUUUAUCACAUGUGUGCGCUCUCAUGCAGUCCAGGUAUUAUGUUACACACAGACUGAAGUGGCAGUGGAUGUGGACGUCAGAGUGGACGGUUGUUUUCCACAUUGUAAAUCAAUUACAGCUCAUAGACCAGGACAUGCCUGUGAUUACAUCACCAACGGCAAGAUUACUGACGCAAAACACCUAUCAAUCACUGAAUGGGUAUCAGCAUCUUCCAAUCCUUCUUAGUCAGGACAUAAAUCUGACCUAAUCCAGGUAAGCCUAAUGAGACAGCCACAAGGGAACAUGCUUGGCCCAACAGAAAGUAAAAAAGAAAAUGUGUAUCAGGAGGAAAUAUAAGAAAAAGAGAGAAAACAAAAAAUAAAUUGUAAAAUUAGCCUACCGCAUUUGCAUUACAGCAAAUGCCUCAAAUGCCUUCAUUGGGUAUGCAUGUGACGUAAAAGUGAUUAUAAAUGCAGUUCACGUUGUUCACUAAGGAGGAGAGUCAAGCGCACAAUGAAUGUUGAGAGUUUACCUUGGUGUUAUUAUAUCUAUUUUUUUCAUAUCUUUGUAAAUUAUUCUCAUGUUUGCUCACAUUUUAAAGCAAUGUUUUCAUAAAUCCUCCAGGGAUGCUGCCCUGAGCUUCAAGCCACGCUGUAUCAGUAAUUCUAGCAAAGAUUAAGGCCAGAUUCAUUAAACAGAAUAAAGUUAUUUUCAAACAGUAAUUUAAAACUGUUUCCCCU
This is a messenger RNA of Pundamilia nyererei, 2227 nucleotides long. Its product is annotated as serine/threonine-protein kinase NIM1. Gene Ontology annotation, cellular component: cytoplasm. Lineage: Eukaryota; Metazoa; Chordata; Actinopteri; Cichliformes; Cichlidae. The record is from RefSeq and is a predicted model, not a curated record. The transcript has 5 exons. Bases 115 to 1461 code for a protein of 448 amino acids. Gene Ontology annotation, biological process: protein phosphorylation; microtubule cytoskeleton organization; intracellular signal transduction. Gene Ontology annotation, molecular function: ATP binding; tau-protein kinase activity.